AUGUCAGAGAGCAGCAGUUUCAAAGACCCAAGGUGGUCUCUCCAUGGAAUGACUGCUCUUGUCACUGGUGGCACUCGUGGAAUCGGGAAUGCAACAGUGGAGGAACUUGCAGGGCUAGGAGCGAGAGUGCAUACAUGUUCUAGAAAUGAAGAAGAGCUCAACAAGUGCUUGAAAGAAUGGGAGGCGAAAGGUUUUGUGGUCACUGGGUCAUUUCUAUUGAAAUUGGAUUUUGUUAGUGGAUGGUUUCAGUUAUCGUUUAGACUUUAUGGUUUACAACUUGUAGAUGCAUCAGGAUUGAUUUGUGUCAUUUGUGUGCUCAAUUCUCAUGCAACUAUAUUGGGUAAGGGGUCAGGUCAAUUGGAAAUUAUAUGGUUUGUGCUUAAAAGGCGAAAGGUAAACAAUGUUGGUACAAAUAUCAGGAAGCCAACCACUGAUUAUUCUGCUGAAGAAUUUUCAAACCUCAUGGCUACUAACUUUGAAUCUGCAUACCAUUUUUGUCAAAUUGCACAUCCUCUUCUAAAAGCAUCUGCAGCAGGAAGCAUUGUUUUCAUUUCCUCUGUUGCGGGUCUUUUGAGUAUAGGUAGUGGGUCAAUUUAUGGAGCAAGUAAAGGUGCAAUGAAUCAACUUACAAAAAAUUUGGCUUGUGAGUGGGCAAAAGACAAUAUCAGGACCAACUGUGUGGCACCCUGGUAUAUCAGAACCUCGCUUGUGGAAUACAUGCUCGAUGACAAGGUGUUUUUAGACAAAGUAGUCUCUCGAACCCCUCUCCAGCGCGUUGGAGAUGCAAAGGAAGUCUCGUCCCUGGUGGGAUUCCUUUGCCUACCUGCUGCUGCUUACAUCACCGGACAAGUUAUUUCUGUUGAUGGAGGGUUUACUGUGAAUGGAUUUAACCCCGCAUGA
Dovyalis caffra is the source of this 900-nucleotide messenger RNA. NCBI's taxonomy places the organism in Eukaryota, Viridiplantae, Streptophyta, Magnoliopsida, Malpighiales, Salicaceae. The record is from the annotation of a GenBank genome assembly.